Chaetomium globosum CBS 148.51 is the source of this 939-nucleotide messenger RNA. RefSeq lists its product as uncharacterized. The transcript has 2 exons. NCBI's taxonomy places the organism in Eukaryota, Fungi, Ascomycota, Sordariomycetes, Sordariales, Chaetomiaceae. Bases 1 to 939 code for a protein of 312 amino acids. The record is from RefSeq and is a predicted model, not a curated record.
AUGGCUCCAUUCGGCUCGCUCUUCCUGCUCCCCUUCCUCUUUGUCUCUAUCUUUGCCUUGGAUCGUUGCUUCUUCCCGAACGGCAAUGUAGCAAGGUCCGCUGCCAGUUGUUGGGACACAACAAGAAGACAGACAGUUCUCUGUUGCGAAAUCGGCGACUUGUGUCUCUCGAACCAAAUCUGCGCCGCCACCAACGACCCAAGCAAAGAGUUUCGUUACUAUCGCGGAGCUUGCCUCAACUCGACUUGGACGGACCCGGGAUGCCCGAACAUGUGUCGUGUACCCGAUCGCGACGACAAAAUGGUUCCGAUACAUCGGUGCCGCGGCGGCAAGUCGGGCAACAAGUGGUACUGUGGAGACAAAUAUCGUCCAUCUGACGAAGACUGCAAGGAAAUUGAUGGCGACGUCGAGUUACCUGCUGGCGUUGUUGCAUAUGCCACAGCGGGCAUCACGCCGGACCCGAUACCUACGAGCUCAGUUGAAGAAAGCCCAACGGCGUCGGGAGAUGCUACCAAUACCAUACAACCCGCACUAGGACAACCCGAGACAACACCGGGACCAGCCAUAUCAGACCCUCAAACGACGACUGGGGGGCCUGAGGUGGAUGUUCCAACAGCAGCCCCGUCCGACUCACCGCAAGACAGCGGCGAAGCCAGUUCGGCCGUCCCAGUUGCAGUCGGAGUCGCCGUCGGAACCUCCAUCCUGAUCGCCGGUAGUGUCCUCGUCUUCUUCUACCAGCGUAAGCGGCGCCGUCAGGCACCAGUGCGUGCCGAGACGCCGCCCCCGUUCGAGUUCUCCUUCAUCAACAGCCAGGCACCUGGCUGGCUGGGGCCGUCGUACGGGCCCAAGCCACCUGUGCCGCAGCCCGAUGACAAGACGCACGACAAGAACAAGCCUACACCAAAUACCGGAGGCACUGCGCAGCAGGAACUGCCUUGA